AUGCCAGCUGCUGUGCAGAAUGGAAACCACACCGACGAUGUCGUGCGCACAAAAAUUCUGCUCUUGGGGUUGCGGAGGAGCGGAAAGACAUCUAUCACACAGGUCAUCUUCGAGGAUUUACCGCCGAAGCAGGCGUUCUACCUUGAGAGGACCACCCGCAUAACGAAACACACGUUCGACACGGUCAUUCCCCUGGAGAUAUGGGACUGUCCAGGAGACAUUAGUUUGGAGAUGCUAGGCGCAUCGUUGUCGCAGUUUGCUUCAUUGAUCUUUGUCAUUGACAUACAGGACCUACUUCAACAACCUGUGGCGAGACUCGUAGACUUCGUCGUCGCAGCGUAUCACGAAAAUCAGAAUCUAAAUUUGGAGGUCUUUGUGCACAAGGCAGACGUAUUAUCGGACGAGUACAAACUUGAUAACUUCCGAGAAAUCCAACAGCGCGUUAUAGACGAACUGCUGUACAUCUCGCCCGACUACGAACAGAUGCCCAUGAACUUCUAUCUAACGUCUAUCUAUGAUCACUCCCUCCAUGACGCCUUCUCCCGUGUACUGCAUAAGUCGAUCGAAUCGUUGCCGUAUUUGGAAGAUCUGCUCAACGUAUUCUGCGCUAACUCCCAAUCUUCUAAAGCAUUCCUUUUUGAUAUUAGGUCACGGCUAUAUGUCGCAACAGACGCUUCCCCCGUCGACCCUCCCACUCACAACCUCUGCAAUGACUACCUGCAAAUGCUCAACGCUUUCGGGCCACUGUACAAAUCUGUAUCUGCGAGUCCCGCACGCCAUCGGAUACCAUCACCGCCCUCGACAGGCCACUCGCCAGCAUCAUCCUCCCCCUCCUCACCCCGCGCCGCGCCGCGCCAAUACCCCGCCUCGAACGGCGCGUCAACAUCGUCCUCUGCAUCUGCCCUCCUGCCCGCGUCCUCCCUCUUUACCUCAUCGGCCUCGGCAUCCCAACCGUCCAGCCACGCCCCAUCCAUCCGGCGGCACACGAAACCGCUCUUCUAUCCGAGCGCGUCCACGUCGCUCUCCCCUUCCUCCGCCGGCGCGGGCACGACGCUCACGUACCAUCUCAUCACGCCGCAGCUAGGGCUGCUGGCGCUGAUACCUACCACCGUCUUUGAGAUGCGCCACGGGCUGGUGGAGUACAAUGUCGUGUUCUUCCGGGAGGGCGUGCAGGAGAUAUGCGAGGUCGAGGAGGACGUACGCAAGGUGGGUGAUCGGUGA
Molecule: messenger RNA, 1221 nt
Organism: Sparassis crispa
Lineage: Eukaryota; Fungi; Basidiomycota; Agaricomycetes; Polyporales; Sparassidaceae
Product: GTP-binding protein
Exons: 7
Coding region: 1-1221 (406 amino acids)
Biological process (GO): positive regulation of TOR signaling; cellular response to amino acid stimulus; cellular response to starvation
Cellular component (GO): nucleus; Gtr1-Gtr2 GTPase complex; fungal-type vacuole membrane
Molecular function (GO): GTPase activity; GTP binding
Source: RefSeq, a predicted model, not a curated record